Molecule: messenger RNA, 1803 nt
Organism: Aspergillus fischeri NRRL 181
Lineage: Eukaryota; Fungi; Ascomycota; Eurotiomycetes; Eurotiales; Aspergillaceae
Exons: 4
Coding region: 1-1803 (600 amino acids)
Source: RefSeq, a predicted model, not a curated record
AUGGAGGCAGCAAUUCACGCCCUAACAAGCCAAAUAUUCGACGAGAUAUUCGCGCUUUUCGGGGUUAAGAAGAGUGAGCGAAUAGACCCACUCAUCACCGAGCUGUCCGGUAUAGGUGAAUGGCGCAAAGAGGACUUUGCCAGAUGUGAAGGGUCUAUGCGUACCCACUCGGAAGAAGAGAAGGCACAAAGCGACUUUGAAUGGUACGAACAUCCACGGUUGGUGAAUGAAAUCCCAAAGAUGCGCGGCGACGGCACCAACGGCAAAAGACGAAUAUCGGACGAAGCAGCUGGGACAAAGGGCAAUCUUGGGAAUCGCUUACAAGAGGAUGAGGAGGCUGCGGAAGCCAACGAAGAAUACAAUAAUCGGGCGAUUACUGCUACGUCCGAUAAUCUACCCGCAAACGAAGUUACUGUCUCAGCAUCAUCCCAGGUCGAGGCAGAAUCCCAACUGUUAUCUGAAAACCCUUUAGCUACAUCGGCAAACGUGAAGGGCCCGGGCGAUCCUUCUUCAGAGGUGGCUCUCGUUAGCCGCCUUCCGCCAUGGUUGGAUUCUGGCUAUGCAUCAAAGGUAGUGGCAACAGUAUUAGUGAACUGCGUCAGGCUGAAUUCUACGAUUGGGCUACACGGCCAUCAGACAUGGAAGGGCUUGUUAAGCACGGAUCCUUCCUGGCUCCAGAACUAUGCCGAGUCCAUAUCUACGCUUGAGUAUUGCAAAGCGGUCCGGGCAAUAAAAAGAGAUAAUGCGGUCGCGAUAGGCUGGAAUCUCCAGUCUCGAUUCAACGAAACAGUAUAUUGGGAUAUAAUUUUAAAGGGCGCAAAACGCAUAGAUGUGGCUACGUUGCCAAGAGCGAGAGGACCGGAUGAUGGGUUUACCUCCGCUGAGAAAGCUGCAACCAAGAGACUGAUGGAAGAUCUCGGGUAUGGGCUAAGUCCCGAAAGUCAGCGACAGCACUGCAAGUUGUGGAAAGGUCUAUUCGACAUGCGACAGGCGGGUAUCAACAAAUUCCUCAUUUAUUGCACGCAAGAAUUCGACAGUUACUGUAAGACCUAUCCUCAGAGCUCGGAAACCUCUCUGAUUGAUACAGUCGCGAAGUGGGAAAAGGCAUAUGGAUCAUAUAUUGAGCAACUAGAAUAUCUAGUCUCACACUACAUGAAGGGUGACGUUGCGCGCAAAUCAUAUGUGCGAUUUCCUCCCGUGGCUGCAAGACUCACCGUCCCAGGACAAUCGUGGAAUGAUGCCGGCAAUGCAUGGUUCUCCGCUGAUGAAGAAUCGAGCUUCACGCCGGAGAACGGAGCUAUAGCGGUCCCGCCCGACAACCUUGGUGUUGCAUUCGGCGGUAGGUCACUUUUCCAAGACGAGAGAGACAAGUCUAUCUUCAUGCUUCUUGCACCCAGAGAUGAUGAUCAACUCCUUUCUGUGCGCUCUCUCAUUCCAGUGUAUGAAGGUGACUUUCUUGGGGUGUUUUUGGGGACAAUCCGGAGUAAACCGGAUUUUGGGCCGAAGUGGGGAGUCCCGGGUCCUCAAGAAAAUCUCUGGCUGGAUUAUUCUCAGGUCACUGGGACCCUAAACCAGAUGCGAGAUUCGCGAAUAGGUGGCCUCGCUAACGUUCGACUUCACUGGGAGCUGUUCAGCGACCAGGAUGUAUCGCAGCCACGCUUGUUGUGGAGGGUUUCAGUUAAGGCACUGAAGGCCAUUGGGCCCAUGGAAGAGCUUAUCAGAGAAGCCCCUCACGAGGACCAAUAUCUUCUGCAUCAGUCAGCAGAUUAUGCACAGUGGUGGUUCAUUAAUAGAGCGCUAUAG